GAGUUCGAUGACGGAGACAACGGACGCAUUGCUGUCGACGACAUUCGACUCCUUCCACAGGAAUACCCGCAGAUGAAGAUCAAUGCGGAUCCGCUCAAGAACUUAGAGCGACGAAGACGUAUGAGUUCUUGUGGUAAAGAUAGUCGACAUUCAAAGGGAAGUUUUGAUAAUUUUGGUGAUGAAAAGAAGUCUUCAGCCGAAGAUAUUGUCAGCCAUACUAUACUAUCAAAGAGUAGUUCUAAUGAAGAACUCAAUAAAAAUGAUUUGAAUUCCAAGAAUAAGAUUAAUCGUAACACAUCUAUGAAUACCACUCAUGAGUCAAACGGUAAUAAUUUGUCGCAGAAAUUGGAGAUAAAGAAAAAGAAGAAAAAACAUAACAAAGAGGAUCGACACCAUAGGCACCAUCACAACCAUAAGCACCACCAUUGCCGUCAUCAUAAGAAGUGUAAAAAGCAUAAGAAAUCUCGAGAAAGCAAUAGUAUUGGCAGCAGUGGUGUACGAAGUAUUGCCAAACGGAGCACUGACAGCAAUGUUAAUGACAAUUGUGAACAAAAUGGCACUAAAAGUACAAAACUCAUGACUUGGAAGACA
This is a messenger RNA of Oppiella nova, 591 nucleotides long. Lineage: Eukaryota; Metazoa; Arthropoda; Arachnida; Sarcoptiformes; Oppiidae. The record is from the annotation of a GenBank genome assembly.